UGAAAGACACCUGGACACUUCUAUAAGUGCAGAUGAAUUUACCAUGAAAUACCCUUGGCUGGGAAUUAUUGGAGCUGCUUGAAGAAACAAGGAGCGGAACUGUGUAAAUAGGAUUCGAUUAACAGAAGCGGCAUUGCGACAAAAAUCUUUGAAGAAGAUUUGAACCAGAGUUUCAAAAAUGGUUGGACGCUUUCUUGCAAGACUUAGGUUUAAAAGGUUUCCUGCAGAAAAACAUGGUGCAAAAAUUAGGAAUCGCAUUUUACAGAAGGACAGCAACAAAGGAGUCUGCGUUUUGACAAGCUAAGAAGAUCAUCAAUAUAAAGUGUUCCAAUGCUAGCAUUCAGCACAUACAUUUGAAAUAAUACAGCUACAAAGAAGUGCUCAUCGCCAAAACGCUAAUAGUAGCUUCUAUAUUGCUGCAAGUCUUAGAGCAUAUCGCUGCAAGUCUUUGAGCAUUCAUUCACAAUGGCAGCCUGUUCGAGCACAAUGUGGCCGCUAGAUGUUCCAGAACAUCACUUGGUUAUAUGGGGAAUCACAUGUGCGGUGCUUGCGCCAUUCAUUGUGAUACUAAAUGUCCUGUUGGUGUACGCAAUGGUAAAAACAAAGGAGACAAGCAGCUUCACGUCGCAUUUGGUUAUUUGCAUGAGCAUCUCUGACACCGGCAUGGGACUCGUAGUAAUGCCACUCCUUUGUUGUAUGAUGUUUAUCGAGAGCUUGCGGAGUGAUUGUGUUUACCAGAAGGCUAUCCAAUGUAUUGCUUAUGUUUUCGGAAACACGUCAUUCUUUCUUCUGCUAGCAAUUGGCAUUGACCGCUACCUUCUGAUCACGAAACUGCAUAAUUACAGGUCUUUCAUGACCAAAUUUCGCCUUAAAAUCAUCAUUUCGACAAUUGUCGUAGUUUCGAUAGCGCUUGCCAUCAUUACAGUUACAGCAUACAGUUACGUGAUGCAUUUGAUCAUCAUCAGCAGUAACAUCCUUUGCAUUGCGACAAUUUACAUCUUUUACGCGAAGUUGCUUCUUAGGAUUGACAAGCAGUCAGCAUCAAUGUUAAAAGAAGAUUGCACAAGCAACGAAGGCAAGCCACAAGUGAGCAAGAAAAGUCGCCGGCGUAAACGUGAUAUUUCUGUUGCAAGGACGAUCCGAAUUCUUCUUGGCACAAUAUUUCUUCUUUACAUGCCUUACAACUUCAUUUCAUCAACAUGGGGGUACUAUAGAUUUGAAAUGAAGCAGGAUCCUGGCCUAGCCCUCAAUGUGACUGUGUUUUGGACAUAUGUUUUGAUGUUCAUCAAUUGCAUGGCAAAUGUGCUUAUAUAUGGACAUGGGAAUAGCAAGAUUCGUCAUUUUGUUAAAAGUUAUUCGUUCCUUCAUGCAGCCAGGGGCAAUUUUUCUGCAAGCAGGACAGCCUACGACUCUGAAUCAGAAAUCACAAAAGAUGACAGAAAGCAACAGCUACUAUCCCAGUAAUUAAUUAGAAAUGUUUCCAUCUUUUGCACGUGAAACAAGCCUGGUUUAUGACAGAUCCGAAGCCAGGAUUAGCAAGCAUAGUGGUAUGACAUAAUACAAGACUAGGGUUGCUACAAGACAAGGAAAAUCUGUCUACGAGAAUAAAAAUCUUUCCUUGACUUUGUUGAAACAUGUUCGCAAACAUUUCUACAAAUCGAAGUAGAGUGUGAAGUUAGACAACGCAAACCUGCCUAGACUGCAAAUCUCUCGGAAUAGGCAACGAACCCUAACUAAUCGUAAAGUCUGCUCUCUUUCUUUAUCUGAAUUCAUCGAGCAAGGACAUAUGUAGGUAUGCAUGUACAAUCCCCUCACCAAAGUAUUGCACCACCUCGAAGGAGGUAUGCACUGUUUGAAAAGAUGUGAAUUUGUUAAUUUUGAACGUAGGCACAGAGAGCGUGCAUGAUAAAGCACAACUAUUCAAACAUCAAGCGCGAUAUACCCAACUUUUGCUUUAAAGCGUUAGAGUAAACAUGCUCUUUGGCAAUAGCAUUUUCAUUGUCAUAGAUCACUUCAUUAAACCUUUUCCCUCACAUUGAUUCACGCCGAUCAUUCUUAUGCUUGCCUGAAUAUUCCUACAUGAAUGACCAAAAGUCGUUUCAGACAAGAAAGCACCCUAUCCUCUGGUAUUAUCUGUUGCUUCUGUUGUCAAAAUGAAUGUGUAAUUUAUUUUACGUAGCAUGUAAUACACCCAAUAGUUGUAGAAAUUCGACGCCGUGUUUUAUUACCAAUCUUUCUAAACACGGGCUGGACUCUCCCCAUCUGAAUAUCGAAAGAGGAUCAAAAUAAUCUCUAGCAGCUAGAACAUGGUUUAUUACACAUAAAUAGGUCCACCGAGAGGGGGCAGGGAAGAAAUCGUCAAGCAAACAGGAGGCCCGCUGGUAAUUAAACUGUCUCUAUUUGAAAUAUGACUCUUAAUAGCAUGGUAAAUUUAAGAAAAACAAACCUGUUCUUGGAAAGUUUAGAAAUGCUCUUAAAAUAUAAAUCAAAAGUAAAUGCAAAACAUCUAUGCAUUUUGAAUCUAAUUUGGCACAUUUAAGAUUUAUUGUCUUGGAUAGGAAAGGGUCAAAGCAUUAGUAGUUAUUUCAAAAUUUUCAUUGACAUCCAUUCGUCAACUUGCUGUAUUUUCUCAAUUAUUCAUAUGAUUGCAUAAAUGCUGUCGGUUUUUCCUAGGCUUUGUUCAAGCAAGAACUUAAGAAUUUUUCGUUAUGUACUUAAUGUUGUGUGGACUGCAUGUUUGAGCAUUAAGACAGCAGCCCUGAAAAUCACAGUGAUUCACGUAGACGUAACUUACUAUCAAUAUCGUAGUCUUUAUUCUGUAACCGGAGAUCACUGCUUGUUACGAUUAGAAUCAAUUCACAGUGCUAGAAAAUUCAA
This is a messenger RNA of Rhopilema esculentum, 2877 nucleotides long. RefSeq lists its product as uncharacterized. NCBI's taxonomy places the organism in Eukaryota, Metazoa, Cnidaria, Scyphozoa, Rhizostomeae, Rhizostomatidae. Gene Ontology annotation, molecular function: G protein-coupled receptor activity. Gene Ontology annotation, cellular component: plasma membrane. The record is from RefSeq and is a predicted model, not a curated record. Gene Ontology annotation, biological process: G protein-coupled receptor signaling pathway.